AACUGUAUUUUUGUUAUCUUAAAGACAAACGGCCCCAAAAAGGUCAACGAUAUGAACUGCAAAAUUUAAGCCAAUUUAUCAAAUCGCCUUUUUUGGCUGCUGGCUCAAAGCAGGCGCAACUUUAUCACUUCUUUCGUCCGAUAUAAAGCUCAGUUCAUCGCCUGCUGUGGUCACGACCACAUCGAUUUGGGCGCGAUGAGUCUUCUAAGCACGGUUCUAUACCUGGUACUCCCAGCCAUAGGCCUGCUGUAUGCCUAUCUGCGUCGCAAGUACGCCUACUGGAACGAUCGCAAUGUGCCCAACGAUCCCGGUCAGUUCCCGAUGGGGACGUUUGCCGGUACGGGGACCAAGUAUCACUUCACCCAGACGAUGGAUAGUGUCUACCGUCAGUUUAAGCGGGUUAGUCCCGUGGCCGGAAUGUACAUGACCGUGAGUCCGGUGCUGCUGCUGAUCGAUCUGGAGCUGGUGAAGCAAGUUUUGGUGAAGGAUUUCAACUUUUUCCGCGAUCGUGGAAUUUACUACAACGAGCAGGAUGACCCGCUGUCGGCGCAUUUGUUCUCGAUCGAGGGGGACAAGUGGAAGUUUCUGAGGAACAAGUUGAGUCCAACGUUCACCUCCGGCAAGAUCAAAUACAUGUUUUUGACGGUUCGAGAGAUUGGUGAUCAGUUUUUGCAGGGUUUCGAUAAGUACGUGGACAGUAAAAGUCCGGUGGAUUUAAAGGCGUUGGCGAAGAGAUUCACCUGUGACGUGAUCGGAUCGUGUGCGUUCGGAUUGAAUUGCAACUCGUUGAAAAAUGAAGGUUCGGAACUGCUGACGAUCGGGGAUAAGGUGUUCAACGCGGGGCCGUUGCAGUUUUUCAAGAUAAUUUUCAUGACAAGCUGCACUGCAAUUUCCAGAAAGUUAGGAUUGAAGGUAGUCCCUAAAGAUGUGACGGAAUACUUCAUGAACGUCGUUCGUGGAACCGUCGAUCAUCGGGAGAAGAAUAACGUGAUGCGAUCGGAUUUUCUGCAGCUGUUGAUGCAGUUGAAGAACAAGGGCACGGUUGAGGAUCACGAGGAAGAGUCGCAGGACAAAAUUUCAAUGGAUGAGGUUGCCGCACAGGCGUUCUUGUUCUUUUUCGCUGGAUUUGAGACAUCUUCAACGGCAUUGUCGUUUGCACUGUUUGAGUUAGCUAACAACCAAGGAAUACAGGAGAAGACCCGUGCCGAAGUGAAACGCGUGUUGGCAGCUCACGGCGGUCAAAUAACCUACGAAGCACUGAAAGAUAUGUCCUAUCUGGAGCAGGUCGUCAACGAAACUCUCCGACUUCAUCCUCCGGUGGGCAACUUGUUCCGUGUGGCCAACCAGCCGUACCGUUUAUCAAAAACCGAUCUUACCAUCGAAAAGGGCACAUUGCUGAUGAUUCCUGUGACCUCGAUCCACCAGGACCCGGAGAUUUACCCAAACCCGUGGCAGUUUGAUCCGAAUCGGUUCACACCGGAAGCGAUCCAGGCCCGCCACACGCAUGCCUUCCUGCCGUUCGGGGUCGGUCCCCGGAACUGCAUCGGAAUGCGGUUCGCCCUGCUGGAGGUCAAGUUUGGAAUCGCUGCGCUGCUGAGCAAGCUUCACCCUUCAAAUGUACGCAUUGUCCUUAGUAUGCUAUGACGGCUAGGAGAAAAU
Molecule: messenger RNA, 1659 nt
Organism: Culex quinquefasciatus (southern house mosquito)
Lineage: Eukaryota; Metazoa; Arthropoda; Insecta; Diptera; Culicidae
Product: probable cytochrome P450 6a14
Exons: 2
Coding region: 196-1644 (482 amino acids)
Molecular function (GO): monooxygenase activity; oxidoreductase activity, acting on paired donors, with incorporation or reduction of molecular oxygen; iron ion binding
Source: RefSeq, a predicted model, not a curated record